AUGUCAACAGAAACUGCUUUAUCAUACGCUGCUUUAAUCUUAGCUGAUUCAGAUAUUGAAAUUACUUCAGAAAAAUUAUUAGCUUUAACUAAACAAGCUAAUGUCGAAGUUGAAUCAAUUUGGGCUGAUUUAUUUUCAAAAGCUUUAGAAGGGAAAGACUUAAAAGAAUUUUUCUUCAACUUUUCAGCUGCUCCUGCUGCUGGUGCUGCUCCUGCUGCUGCUGCUGGUGAUGCUGCUGCCACCGAAGAAGCUAAAGAAGAAGAAAAAGAAGAAGAAAAAGAAGAAUCAGAUGAUGAUAUGGGUUUCGGUUUAUUCGAUUAA
Molecule: messenger RNA, 321 nt
Organism: Insectozyma verbasci
Lineage: Eukaryota; Fungi; Ascomycota; Pichiomycetes; Serinales; Debaryomycetaceae
Source: the annotation of a GenBank genome assembly